Molecule: messenger RNA, 855 nt
Organism: Thlaspi arvense
Lineage: Eukaryota; Viridiplantae; Streptophyta; Magnoliopsida; Brassicales; Brassicaceae
Source: the annotation of a GenBank genome assembly
UUUGGCAUCAACUUAAUUUCCAAUGUUCAAAAAGAAAAAACUUAAUUUCCAUGUCUAUAUUGUAUAUAUAUACACUAAAAUCAACCUUAAAAAGCCAACCUUAAAAUCAGAAACAAUUCUCUUACGUUCUUGUUUUUGUAUCUCUCAAAGUACUACUCUCAUUAUCAAAUAACAAAAUGAAUAAUUUCAUGAAACUAUUCGCUAUUUUUGUCCUGUUUAUCCAAAUCCAAAUAGUCCUGUCUCAAAAUCCUCACCCAGUGUCUGCCCCGGGACCUAAUCUUAUACAGCAACUCUGCAAAAGAAACCGUCAUCAAAGCCUAUGCGUCUCUACGCUUAAUCUUGAUCCUCGAAGCAAAACCUCAAAUCUCCAAGGGCUUGCAUCGAUCUCCAUUGAUGCGACAUCAAAGAAAGUGAACGAGACGAUACAAUAUCUCAUUUCCGUUAUGAAGGACCUCGGCGGCGGCCGUGAAGGUUUCGAGAGGUACGGAACUUGCAUUGAAGGGUACGGCGCGUCGAUUCGUAGGUUUCUACCGGCGGCGUUGGCGGAUCUAAAGGCUAAGAAGUAUUCUCAGGCGGUGUCUGACAUAAAUGACGUUGUGAUACAGGCGCCGGUUACUUGUCAGCAACAGUUUCCCGGAAAGGGCCCGGUGCCGUUGACCGAACGUAACCAAGCCACUCAUGAUAUCGCCGAUAUGACUGCUGACAUCAUUAAAACUUUUGUCAACUAGAUUAUAAAUUUUAAUAUAUUUUCUAUUUUCCUUCCUUUUUUUUCUUUGCGAUUGUCGCAAAAAUAUAAAGAAAAAAGGUAUUUGAUAAAGAAAUUAUAAGAUAUUUAACUUGCAUCUUUAAUUCGCC